Trichomycterus rosablanca is the source of this 5102-nucleotide messenger RNA. RefSeq names its product integrin, alpha 3b (gene itga3b). Gene Ontology annotation, biological process: integrin-mediated signaling pathway; cell-matrix adhesion; cell adhesion mediated by integrin. The transcript is spliced from 24 exons. The record is from RefSeq and is a predicted model, not a curated record. Gene Ontology annotation, cellular component: integrin complex; external side of plasma membrane. The coding region runs from base 1 to 3180 and encodes 1059 amino acids. NCBI's taxonomy places the organism in Eukaryota, Metazoa, Chordata, Actinopteri, Siluriformes, Trichomycteridae. Gene Ontology annotation, molecular function: integrin binding.
AUGGCUCCUCACGCACCGCUGCGCUCCUGGCUACGUGUUUUGUGCCUCGUUUACGCGGUGCGCUCCUGCUGUGGAUUUAACGUGGACGUGCGCUUCCCGGUUAUAAAGGAGGGCAGAACCAGGGGGAGCUUUUUCGGCUUCUCCGUGGCACAGCACCUACAGACGGAGAAGAGCAGAAAGUACCUGCUCCUGGUGGGGGCGCCCAAGGACAAAGCCUUAUCAAGUCUGAGGGUGAACGAGACCGGCACCAUCUACUCAUGCCCCAUCACCACCGACCCAGCGGACUGCACCCGAGUGGACCUCAUCACUAACACCGAUUCGUCCGAGAUGAUCGAGGGCAUGUGGCUCGGAGUGACCGUGGCCAGUCAAAGACAGGGGCCCGGCGGGCGAGUCCUGGCGUGCGGGCACCGGUACGUCAAAGUAGUUGCGGGUGGCACCGAGGACCAGCAGAGGAUGGUGGGAAAAUGCUUCGUCCGGGGCAACGACCUGACCUUGGACGAGACGGAUGAGUGGCAGGGUCACGAGUAUGAGGUGUGCAACCCCAACUUCCCCAUGGAGAUGGAGGGCAUGUGCAACAUGGGCAUGUCGGCCGGCAUGACGGACAGCGACGUCUACAUCGGCUGCACGGGGAGCUACGAGUGGCAGGGCAACGUACACGUGACGUGGAGAGACACCACGCCCGGGAACUUCUGGGACUACACCGAAAAGGCUUUUCCCUCCGAGUUAAAGCGCAACAGCUACCUGGGAUACUCGGUGACAGAAGAGAGGAAGCUGUUGAGCAGGGCGGAGUACACGGUGGUUGCCGGGGCGCCCCGAAACGAGUCCAAGGGCUCGGUGAUCCUCGCAACCAAAGGGACGUCGCAGCUGGAGCCUGUGAUCGUGAUCCUGGGGGAGCAGGUGGGGUCGUACUUCGGGAGCAGCAUCGCCGUGACGGACCUGAACAACGACGACUGGAACGACCUGAUCGUGGGGGCGCCGUUCUACUUCGACCGGAACAAGGAGCAGGGCGGGGCCGUCUACGUCUUCAUGAACGAGAACGGUUCCUUCCAGCCGAGAGCCAGCGUGAUCCUGAAGGGCGUGAAGGGUUCGGCGUUCGGACUCGCCGUGGCGGCCGUGGGGGACGUGAAUCAGGACGGAUUUCAAGAUUUUGCAGUUGGGGCUCCGUUUCAGGGUUCUGGGAGAGUUUGUAUUUGGAUGGGAAGCGAGAAAGGAGUAACAACGCAACCCAGUCAGGUUAUUGAAGGGAAGUCGGUGGGUUCUGGUGGGUUCCAGACGUUCGGUUACUCUCUCAGUGGAGGGCUGGACAUGGACGGGAACAAAUAUCCUGAUAUCCUGGUCGGUUCUCUCGAUGACCGAGUGGCUCUGCUGAGGUCGCGUCCGGUCAUCCAUUUAUCCAGAAACUUCACCGUGGAGCCGAAGAUCGUGGAUCCGACCCAGUGCAAGGGCGCGUGCUUAACAGCGAAGUUCUGCCUCUCGUACACGCUGAGCAACGGGAAGCGCGACUACAAGCAGAACAUCAAUAUUAAAUACACAGUGGAGGCUGAUCGCGGCCGGAGCAGCGAUCGAGUCGUCUUCCUGGACAACAAAAGCACAAACACAGGCGUCCUGACCCUCGCCGCCCCAACCUGCAAGGAGCUCAAGCUUCGGGUCAAUGAGAAGGUGAAUAAACUGGAGCCGGUGGCGUUUCUGCUGAACGUUUCUCUAGACGAGCCUGUAGUGGAAGCUCAGAAGGUUCUGCAGGACCUGGACGUGUUCCCCGUGCUCAGCGGCCAGCAGCAGCUCACCGAGAGAGCCGAGAUAAACUUCCAGAAGGACUGCGGCUCGGAUAACAAGUGCAGCAGUAACCUGCAGAUCACAGCGGCGGAGUUUGUGGAUAAGCAGCAAAAAACAUUGUCCAGCAUCUCCUGGCCGUUGAAGAGCAACGAGAAACUGGUUCUGAUGGUGACGGUGACCAACAAGCCCGAAGGAACCAGGGAGGCCGAAGACGCCCAUCAGGCCACGCUGAACAUCACCAUUCCUCCCACACUCGCCUACUCAGGCCUGCGCCUCACGGACAUCGGGUGCAGCGUCAACAAAACGUCUGUGAUCGUCUGUGAUCUUGGGAACCCGUUUAAGAGCAACAAGGAGAUUUCAUUUCAGAUCUUAUUCGAGCCGUCGAUUACACUCCAGACGGAGAGGAUCGAGCUGCAGCUCCAGCUCUCCACAUUGAGUGAACAGAGCGACCUGCCCGCUGUGCCCGUCCUUCUAAACGUGGAGAACCAGAUCCUGACCUCCUUCACCGUUGAGGUACCAACCAUAAACACGUACUUCAGUGGAAAGGUGGUCGGUGAGUCAGCCAUGAAGAGCACGGAGGACGUAGGAAGUCCAGUCGAGUUUGUCUUCAAGGUUAGCAUGGACAAGACACCUCAGGGAACGUUCGGAACGCUGGUGGUGGACUUUAACUGGCCGUACGCGGUGAAUAACGGUAAAUGGCUGCUGUACCUGACUGAGAUUGUAACUACUGGAACAGAGGAGUCGCACUGUGUUCCUCCUGGAGAAAUUGUUAAUCCGCUCAACCUCACGCUGUCCCCCACGGAUUCCAAAAGGUCAAAGCGAGAAGCAAAGGUCGACCUGCCACAGACUGAAGCUGUAAUCUCAUCGUCCAGCCCUCGCAAAAAGAUGGAUCCGCUGGAUUGUUCGAUGCACUCGGCUCGCUGCGUGAGCUUCUCGUGCGUCCUGAGGAACAUGUCCAGCACAGCCACGCUCACCGUCCGAGCCCGUGUGUGGAACAGCACCCUGCUGGAGGAUUAUUUAAACACGGACCGAGUGACGGUGAAAGGAAACGCCACGCUCAGGCUGGAGGCCGACAGAGCCAACAUCAAGAUGGCCAACGAAACCCGAGAGUUUCUGGUGAACAUCGAUCCGGUUCUCGGAGAGGAAACGCCGUAUAACGUUCCUCUCUGGGUCUACAUCGUCGCAGGCAUCACAGGAAUCCUCUUAUUAGGGAUCAUCAGUCUCAUCCUGUGGAAGUGCGGGUUCUUCAAACGAGCAGUCUACUACAAGGUGAUGCCAAAGUACCACGGAGUGAAAAUACGCAAAGAAGAAAGGUACAAGCUGAGCAGGGCUUUCCAGCCUGAGCACGAGCUCAGUAAAAAACUCUGGGUCACCAACUGGACAGAAACGCAAGAAUAUUACUACUGAACUGGGAGAGCGUCCACGAACCUGCUGGUACGACUGGAGUGCAGUGACUGGAGGAUUUCCUUCAUCGACUCCUGCCUUAAUAAAACAGACUCUGGGCAUUGGCACUAUGAGCCGUCAUUAACACACAAGAGAAAUGUUUCUGUCUCGUGCAGUAUGGCGCUGCAGAUGUUCGAGGCUUCUGGUGUUUCCGUGACUGAACGUGUUCGAUUUGUUUUGUGAACUGAUCUAGAGACUUUUUUUUAACUGCAAAAAACUAAAUAUAGAUAUAUUUUGUAUUUAAAGUGCCUCUGAACUGGCCUUUUAAAUGUUUUAUGUGGGAAAAGAAGUUUUAAAUGGUUAGAAAAUGACAAAAAAGCAUUUCAACAUCUUCAAAAAGUACAAGACUUUGUAAUAACAAGUAAAUAUGCUAAUUAAAAGUAAGCUUCAUUUUAACAUGCUAUAAUAGCUUAAUGGUCAAGUUAAAAGUGCUUGAUUUAUUAAUUCGUCCACAAUACACGUAAUUCCUUAUAUUAUUGUAGUUUUAAUAUAUAAUAUUUUAUAUAAUUAAACUAAACGUCCAUGAAUUCAUGUUGCAUGGUUCAUCAGCGCUAAUACAGUUUGCGCCCCCUGCUGGACACACCGAUGUAAACAAUAAUAAAAUUGGUAUGAAUUUCUCCGGUUUUUAGCUCACAAAUUAAAUUAUAACAAAAUAAAUAAAACAGUGCGAUUGUUUAGCGUGUUCAGCUGUUAAAAAGACAAUAAAAUGUGACUGUUCCUCUUAAGGUAAUGAGCUCUGUUAGCAUGCCAGCUAGCUAGCUAAAAGAAAAGCACAAAGCAGAAUCCUAAGUUACAGUUUAGGUUCUCAAACGUUUCGUUUUAUAUUCACGUAGCAUUUUAGAACACGCAGAACAGACCAAAUUAGGUGUAUAAUAUGAUAAAUGUUGUUUACACAAAACCAAACAGGCUAAUAAAUGUUGAACUGUAUGUAAACACUCAACAUAUAGCAAACUCACUAGUUGCUAGUCACGUAUUAGCCCAGCAAGUAUUGACAUUGUGUAUAAAUUGGUGGAAAUUUAACUCUUGAUUUAUUUGUAUAUUCCCAGUGAUUUAUAUAUUUUUAUUUUUAAUAUGGGUGACAAUAGCACACAGUUUCAGGUUCACUGGAUAGCAAACCAACCGACCAAUUCAUUCAAGUCUUAAUUUGCAUCAACAUGGUGUUAUUCCAGUAAUGUUAGCUCAUAGCUAGCACUAGCUUUAUUCAUGGUUCAAAAGCCUGAAGGUUUUGGGGAUCUUGGUGUGUUUUAUGUGUAUUAACUUAAAUAUCUAAUGUUAGUGGUACAUUAAUGUGAAAGUCACACAGUGAGAUCUCCCUCUGUCCAUUUCUGUCUCUGUAUUAAGUUGAUAAGUUGUUUAAGUGGAGAAAUGUGAGCACUACGCUGUCAGGAGCAAAGUUCAGGGGCAUUUUAAUGUGAAAUUAUAUUAUGAUGGUUUGUUUGGAGGUUUAUUUUAUACUAAGUGUCACCAUGUUUGUCUGAAUUGAAAGAUGUUCAUGAUUUAUAACGAUGCUCACUCAGUCUGAUUAGCGGUACUGAACUAUCGGCUGAACUGUCAGCUGUGGGAUUGCAUAGAUCAGUUCAUCAUCAUUAUUUUUGGAUGUCGGUCCUGGAGGUCCAGCGCCAUGCAGGCUUUCAUUUGUUUAUCAGCAUCAAUCACACUUGAUCCAACCCAUGGAGUAGAAACACCACAACAUGGCACUGGGCUUCAAGGACUGACGUUUAGAAACUGUGGAAUCUAAAAUUCAAGCCAGUCUUAAAACAGCGGUACCGUGCAUCACUGAAUGAACUGUUUAUUUUAUUAUUUUUAAUGUAAAGUGCUCGACUGAUGAAAGUCCACACACUGGAUAUUCCACUGUUUGCAAAUACAAAGUGUUUUAUGUACUUGUA